AUGAAACUGGACUAUUCCGAGGACGGAUAUGUCAAGAUAGACAUGAGGGACUACGUCGAGGAGAUCCUGUCAGAGGCCCCAGAGGACAUGCACGGCGAGAGCGUCACACCAGCUGCAGCACACCUCUUCCAAGUCAAUCACGAAAACCCGAUCAAGCUGCCAGAGGAACAAGCGCAGUUCUAUCACCACAUCGUCGCGAAGAGUCUAUUCCUGUCCAAAAGGGGAAGGCCAGACAUUCAAACAGCCGUAGCAUUCCUAUCCACUCGAGUGAAAAGUCCCGAUGAAGACGACUACAAGAAACUGUGCCGUAUGAUACGGUAUCUACGCGCAACAAACCAAUUGGUACACAGGCUGAGUGCCGACAAUACGCAGCUCCUCAAAUGGUGGGUUGAUGGAUCCUAUGCUGUCCAUCCCGACAUGAAGAGCCACACAGGAGCAGCCCUUAGCCUUGGCACUGGUGUCGCUUGUGGGGCAUCCACACGACAAAAACUGAACACUCGCAGUUCCACUGAGGCUGAAUUGGUGGCAGUCGACGACCUGAUGCCACAGGUCCUAUGGACUCGACGAUUCCUAGAAUCACAAGGAUACGAUAUUUGUGACAAUAUCGUUUACCAAGAUAAUCAGAGUGCCAUCCUACUGGAGAAAAAUGCGAAAGCAUCCAGUGGAAAGCGCACGAAACACAUUGACAUCCGGUAUUUCUUCGUUACCGACAGAAUCCGCAAGGGAGAUGUCACCAUCGAGUAUUGUCCUACAGCUAAGAUGGUGGCAGACUUCUUUACGAAGCCAUUACAGGGAAGUCUGUUCAUUAAGAUGCGCGACUUCAUCCUCGGAACCACAACAACCUUUGAUGGCUGA
Messenger RNA from Seminavis robusta, 855 nucleotides. The record is from the annotation of a GenBank genome assembly. NCBI's taxonomy places the organism in Eukaryota, Bacillariophyta, Bacillariophyceae, Naviculales, Naviculaceae.